AUGGAGGGUAACAAUGUAAUUGGAUCCACAGCUCAUUCAGCUUCAGUUCCAGCAAGCUCACCAUGCGGAGUUGGAACACUGGGUUGGCAUUUGGCUCGGCGUCUAGUACAAAUAGGGGUAAACGACAUGUUUUCAGUUCCUGGUGACUUCAACUUGACUUUAUUGGAUCAUUUAAUAGCUGAGCGGGAGCUGAAUUUGAUUGGUUGUUGUAACGAGCUGAAUGCUGGGUAUGUAGCUAAUGGGUACACACGUGCGAAAGGGGUUGGAGCGUGUGUGGUGACAUUUCCUGUAGGGGGAUUAAGUGUGCUUAAUGCUAUUACUGGUGCAUACAGUGAGAAUUUGCCUGUUAUUUGUCUUGUUGGUGGUCCUAAUACCAAUGAUUAUGGGACUAAUAUAAUUUUGCAUCAUACUAUUGGCUUGCCUGAUUUUAGUCAGGAACAUAGGUGUUUUCAAACUAUUACGGGUUAA
Molecule: messenger RNA, 468 nt
Organism: Lycium barbarum (goji berry)
Lineage: Eukaryota; Viridiplantae; Streptophyta; Magnoliopsida; Solanales; Solanaceae
Product: pyruvate decarboxylase 1-like
Exons: 1
Coding region: 1-468 (155 amino acids)
Molecular function (GO): thiamine pyrophosphate binding; carboxy-lyase activity
Source: RefSeq, a predicted model, not a curated record